CAGAGUGACAUAAUCAUAAGGUAUUACCAGUUGAAGAGAAGAAAUUGAACUAAAACAAGAAUAUAAUGAAGUGGACAGCUAAAGGAUUAUUUCUGGUUUUCUUGACAGCAUGUCUCCUCGAGGUGGAAUGUCGCAAAAAUGACUACACCAAUGACAUGACAAACGAUCUCUUCAAUGAUUGGGAUGAUUUUGGAAGAAAUUGUGCGAAUGACGACGAGCUUUUCCAACAUGGUGGAACUAACAGACCAGGAAAGUUGAACAAUGAAAAUUUGGAAGAAAAUGAUGAUGACGACCGCACAAAAUUAACCGGUGGGAAGAAACGAGUGCAGUAUUUUAAAACUCGAAGAAAAGUUAUUAGGCCAGGACGUUCUGAUAUUCAAGUUGUAAAACCAGGAGUUUCAGAAAGUCGGUUGAACAGAAAAAGAAGACCCUUUUUACGGGACAUUUGAAAUCAUAAAAAACUUUUAAAAAGAAGUUAUCCUAGUUGUGUAAAUUUUGAGAAAUACAACUUAAUGAAAGAUAUAAAUAAAACUAUAACACAGUUCAUAAUAGCUAUAUAUGAGACACAUUGAAAAUAUCAAUAUGAAGUCAUUUAAUAUUACUUCACAAACAUGACAAUAGCAUUAAUCAGAUAAAA
Molecule: messenger RNA, 637 nt
Organism: Xenia sp. Carnegie-2017
Lineage: Eukaryota; Metazoa; Cnidaria; Anthozoa; Malacalcyonacea; Xeniidae
Exons: 2
Coding region: 66-449 (127 amino acids)
Source: RefSeq, a predicted model, not a curated record